UCGGUCCAACACCCAGACGCUGGGACGCGCUCACGAGCCGCACGCCCGCACCAACGGCACACGCCGCCACCCGGCCGCGCCCAGCCACGGCCGCCCGCCAGGCCGCCAGCAGCUCAGGUGGCCGCCAGGCCACCCCCACCUCGAUUCAAUCCAUUCGUGGACGAGGCGCUGGCGACUGGACGAGCGACCCCGGCGGGCGAGCGAGCGACGGCACUCACGGCAGCCUUGGUGUUUGUCUGGACGUCUGGUGGAGCGAGCGACCACGGUGAAUGAGCUCUCUUCCGGAAUUUUGGUUUUGGUGAGGAUGCGGCCCACUGGACAGACUCCUUCCGGCUCGUCCUUUGCUCGCUUGCUCUUUGGGGAUACGGCGCCGCUGCCACUUGCCAAUGCCAAGUCCAACACCUCUGCUCAAGAUAAAAGCAACAUCGACGAUGGGUACCAAGAACCGAAAUAUGAUCCCCAAUGUGGCAUGAGCAAGGAGGAGUUUGAAUGGCGCUUCAGUCUACAAGAGAAGGUACGUCAGCAUGCGCUUGAGACGCUGCACAAGAUACAGAUCGAGGCAGAGAAGGUGCGGCACCACUUCAACGAUGAUCCUGAUGCCCUCAAAGUGUGGGAUGAGUACAUGGAUGGUGUCCGUUGUGCAGCUUCUCAUAAAUUCACGUCCUCCCUUUAUUCGUAUGCCCAUAAUUCUGGUUUGUAUGAGCAGCUAAUGAGGAGAAAGGCCCGCUCCAAGACUUUUGUUGGCAUGUUAUCUGGGGAAUGUGACAAGUUAAAACGAGCUACCAGGAACAAGAUGCCUAUAUUUGCGGUGGUAGCCGGUGUUGCUGCUGCAUUUGCUACCGGACUUGCUGUUGGAACCGGCAUAUGGAAGCAUCAGCAGAGCAAGGAAACCUAGCAGCAGUACCUGUGGUCAUGUUUUUGUCAUAUGUGUCACUUGUUAACUUAAAUACAUUCUCGUGUCAGGUAUGAAAUAUCGUUAGAAUGAUGAAAGAUGCCUGUACUGGCGCAUUUUCGCAUUCGGCUGUAAUGCUAGAGUUGCAUAAUUUGUUUUGAUCA
Molecule: messenger RNA, 1056 nt
Organism: Phragmites australis (common reed)
Lineage: Eukaryota; Viridiplantae; Streptophyta; Magnoliopsida; Poales; Poaceae
Exons: 6
Coding region: 305-895 (196 amino acids)
Source: RefSeq, a predicted model, not a curated record